AUGGCUGAAGCGCUUGUGGAGGUUGUGUUGCAACAAUUUGUUUCAAUCAUUCGUCAACAGGGAGAAGAAAGGAUAAGUUUGAUUGCAGGUGCUAAGCAAGAAGUUCAGAACCUUCAAAUCAAUUUCCGGGCAAUUCAAGCUGUGCUGGCUGAUGCUGAGAACCGCCAGGUGAAGGAAAAUAUUGUGAGAGCAUGGUUAGCCGAGCUGAAAGACGUGUCCUAUGACAUUGAUGAUGUGUUGGAUGAGUGGAACACCAAGCUUCAGAAAUUGAAGAUUAAGAAAGCUGAAGAUGCUUCUAAUUCUCUGAAAACGGUAUGUUCCUUCAUUCUUCACUAUCUCAGUUGUAGGCCAUUGGUUAUGCGUUAUGACAUUGGCGUCAAGAUAAAAGAUCUUGAUAGAAAACUUGGUAUUAUUGCUGUGGCAAGAGAGAGGUUCAACUUUAGAACAAUCACCGAGAGUAGCAAAGAAGUAGAACGGCAAAUCACCACCUCUGCUAUUGAUUUCACAAAGGUUCAUGGAAGAGAUAAAGAUAAGAAUUCAUUACUCGGUUUACUCUUGAGUCAAAGUAGUCAACAACAAGUCCUCCCUAUAAUCUCUAUAGUAGGGAUGGGAGGAAUCGGCAAGACAACUCUUGCUCGAUUAGCUUUUAAUGAUUAUAAGGUGAAUAACCAUUUUGAUAAAAAAAUAUGGGUGUGUGUUUCUGAGCCUUUUGAUGAGCUUAGGAUUGCAAAGGCAAUCCUUGAAUCUCUCACAAAUAGUCCAUCCCAAUUAGUUGAACUAGAAACUGUAAUGCAAAACAUAGGUCAACAAAUUGAAGGGAAGAAGUUUCUUCUUGUCUUAGAUGAUAUAUGGACCGAAAAUUCUGAAAAUUGGGAAAAUUUAAAAUGUACACUAAAGUGUGGAUCAUUAGAAAGUAGAAUUUUAGUGACCACACGUAAGGAGAAUGUUGCAAAUGCCAUUGGAACCACCAACAUAAUCUCACUAGGGAUACUCCCUGAGAAGGAAUGUUGGUCCUUGUUUUGUCAACUUGCAUUUUCGGGAAAAACCAAUGAAGAGUUUGAAGAAAUCGGUAAAAAAAUUGUAGAAAAGUGUAAAGGUUUGCCUCUUGCUGUAAAGACUUUAGGUAGUCUUUUGCGCUUUAAAAGAACAUCUGAAGAGUGGGAAAGUGUCUUAAAUAGUGAAAUAUGGGAAUUAAAAGAGGUAGAACAGAAGAUUUUUCCACCUCUAUUAUUUAGCUACUAUGAUUUGUCCCCUAGACUGAAGAAGUGUUUCUCAUAUUGUGCUAUUUUUCCAAAGGAUUAUAAAAUAAAGAAAGAUGUAUUGAUCAAGUUAUGGAUGGCACAAGGUUACUUAAGGUCAGAGGCAAAUAAGGAUAUGGAGUUAGUUGGUGAGGAGUAUUUUGAAACGUUAGCAAUGCAUUCUUUCUUCCAAGAUUUUCAAAAAGAGGAAUAUGAUAUUGAUAUACGUUUUUGUAAGAUGCACGAUAUAGUACAUGAUUUUGCUCAAUUUCUUACCCAAAAAAACGGAUUGCCACCUUCUGCAGAUUAUGAUAGAUAUAACUCCUCCUUUCCCAUCACUCGUCAACAGGAGGAGGAAGGGAUCAGAAUGAUUAGAGCUGGACCAGAAGUUGAGAAGCUUCAGAGCAAUUUCCUGGCCAUUCAACUGUGCUUGCUGAUGCUGAGGACCGCCAAGCGAAGGAGAAUGCAACCAGGAAAUCCUUUAGUGGAGACAUCUUUUGAAAGAAAUGUUGAAUAUCAAGCACCACUUGAGUUUAAAACUGAUAAGCUGCAACAAACAGUUAUGACUCAAUACAUAUCUUGUGAAGAAAUGUUAAUAUCAAGCACAUUGCGAUGUAAAGGUUCCAUCAAUUCACCAUAUUGGUUUCUGCAAACAAUUGUUACUUAUGCAUCGAAACGCCAUGGACAAGGUGAAACGGCUCCGUUUUUGGCUUCACAGAACUUUCAGAUGUCAUUGACCAAAUUGAGAAGGUUAAAUCUUUGGGCUUGUGUAAACUGUGAACAUCUGCCUCCUUUGGGUAAGUUAUCAUCUCUUGAAAUUCUUUGGAUAGAUGAAAUGAAGAGUGUGAAAAGAGUGGGUAAUGAGUUUUUGGGAAUAGAGAAUGUUGCCAUGUCAUCAUCUUCAUCAAUUAUUGCGUUUCCCAAACUGAAAUUUCUAUACUUCUCGGGGAUGGAAGAAUGGGAAGAGUGGAAUUACGGGAGUACAAAGAGAGGAGAUAAAGAUAUUACAGUCAUGCCAUCUCUUCAGACCUUAGAACUCCAUGACUGUCCCAAAUUGAAGUCUCUACCAAACCAUCUUCAUCAGAUGACAAUGUUGAAGAAGGAAAUAGAUUAUUGUCAUCUUCUCCAAAGAACAGAGAACCAAUAG
Messenger RNA from Pistacia vera, 2385 nucleotides. Its product is annotated as putative disease resistance protein RGA3. The transcript has 5 exons. Gene Ontology annotation, molecular function: ADP binding. Lineage: Eukaryota; Viridiplantae; Streptophyta; Magnoliopsida; Sapindales; Anacardiaceae. Gene Ontology annotation, biological process: defense response to other organism. The record is from RefSeq and is a predicted model, not a curated record. Bases 1 to 2385 code for a protein of 794 amino acids.